AUGAAUUCCAACGGCAGCUUUCAUCCGCGGGCCUUUCCAGACAGCAACGUCCAGAUGGAGAGCUUCAAUAAUCAACAAUUGAUAAGCAUGAUGAUGCUCAACGAGACCUACAGCAGUGGUAUUCUGCAUCCCGCUACCUCAACAAAACUUUGGUCCCAAGAAAAUCACUCCCCGAAUAUGGACUAUUACGUCAAUGGCAUGGUAUACUUUAUUCAAAUUCGCUUGGGCAAUCGCCUGUCUUUGCAAUUUCGCGCCGUCAGCUGAAAUAUUUGACAAAGCUCAGGCUGUUUGUUCGUCCAGAGAGUUGGCUCGGAAUAGAACAUGGUUUGGUUAUACUGUACAACAAUAUUAAUGCACAUCUCUGGAUUGUUUUUCAGGCUCCCAGCUCACCAUCAGGUUCUCUAAAUAUGCCAAGUCCGGUCGACUACAAUAAUUAUUCGCCACAGGAGUCUUACUCUUCGUCGUGUUACAACUCUCCGGAGAGGAUGGACUCGAGUUAUGGGUUUGUUCCAGAGCACUACCACUACCAGCACUGCAACCUCCAGCACUGCUACUGCCUGUCCCAUUGGUCGGGUACCCAGGAAAGCAGCUCCACUCCAGAAUACGUAACUUAUGGCACAACAGACUGUGUACACGCCUCGCCUGUGGAGGACAGCUAUUUCAGGCGGGAAUUGUCAAGUUCAGAGAUGUGCUACCUUUGA
Molecule: messenger RNA, 701 nt
Organism: Coregonus sp. 'balchen'
Lineage: Eukaryota; Metazoa; Chordata; Actinopteri; Salmoniformes; Salmonidae
Source: the annotation of a GenBank genome assembly